This is a messenger RNA of Phytophthora nicotianae INRA-310, 1217 nucleotides long. RefSeq lists its product as hypothetical. The transcript has a single exon. Lineage: Eukaryota; Oomycota; Peronosporomycetes; Peronosporales; Peronosporaceae. Bases 133 to 1086 code for a protein of 317 amino acids. The record is from RefSeq and is a predicted model, not a curated record.
CCUUCCACCAGGCAGAAACAGGAGCGGAUCGAUUCCCUCCCCUUCGGAUCUGCCCAUGUACGUGGCAGCUUGCAAGUCUCACUUUGCAUUUUGCAACCUCAAAACCAAGUUCCAGCUCCUCCUCAAUCCACAAUGGUCAAGUACGUGCUUACGGGUAUCGGCGGUAACAUCGGCGGCCACGCCGCUGACUACGCCGUCGAAAUCAAGAAGCCCGAAGACGUUCUGGUGCUCACCAGCUCGGACGUCUCCAAGCUCAACCCCCAGCGUGUCGCGGCCUGGAAGGCCAAGGGCGCUAUCGUCGAGCAGGCCGACUACCUUGACUUGGACAGCCUCAAGAAGGUGUUCGAGGGCGCUGACACCAUUGCCUUCAUCUCCACGUGGCUCCUUGGGGACGGUCGCCGUGGCCAGAUGAAGAACUGCAUCAAGGCCGCCAAGGAGACCGGCGUCAAGCGCGUGUGCUACACGUCGUUCGUGGGCGCUGGCUCGGAUAAGCCCAACGAGGAGCUGCCGUUCCUGCCCCAGGACCACCAGUUCACGGAGCAGCAGAUCUACGCUUCGGGCCUGGACUACAACAUCCAGCGCAACUACCUGUACCAGGACAACACGCCUCGCUUCUUCGCUCAGUCGUGGCACUUCACUGAGGACCGUUGGCUCUCGAACAGCCACGACACCCCUGGCGCGUACGUCGCCAUCUCGGACUGUGGCCGCGUGUUCGCUGCUCUGCUGCUCGGCAAGCAGGAGAAGAACACCGUUGUGGAAGUGACUGGCCCUGAGGCUGUCACUGACCGCGAGAUGUUCGAGUGGAUGAACAACAUCAGUGGCUACAAGGCCGAAUUCGUUGACAUGCCGGAUGAGGAGCUGCGUGCUUACUGGCUUGGCCGUGGUCUGCCCACUGACGUGUAUGGCGACUUCUCCAAGCUCCCCAUGAAGCUGUGCAUCGGCGAUCUGUUGUGCUGCGGUGAGAUGCUGGCCAACGGCUCCAUGAGCAAGGUGACGGACACGGUUGAGCGUCUGACCGGCCGCAAGCCGCUCGGCUACAAGGAGAACCUGCUCCAGUACAAGGAAAUCUUCCCCAAGAACCAGUAAGUCGUGCCGUUAGAUUAGUGCAGUAACAGCGACCAACACCGUAACGCGUGCUGUAUACACAUAAUGAAGUGUGUUUAAAGUGUAUUUUUAGAGUUCACGACAUUUGAUAUCAUUCAAAGUGCUUUAGAGUG